GCUCGUCUCAACUUCACCAUUAUCCCCAAGAGAACUACACGAUGUCUUCAAUUCAGCAGUGGACGACGUCCCUUCAAGGCUUGGAUAGCCUCCAAUCAGUUGAAGCUCCCAAGCCCACCGCAGGUCCUGGCGAGGUACUUGUGCGCAUUUCCGCCGUGUCACUUAACUACCGCGACUAUGAAGUUUGCUGCGGACUAUAUGGCCACCACAAAUCCGUCAGCCAGGACAAGGCAUCACUCGUACCAUGCUCGGAUAUGUGCGGAGAAAUUGUUGAGGUAGGGGAAGGUGUGACAGGUUGGCAGAAGGGCGACAGGGUACUCUCGACUUUCCUCCCUGACCACCAGACUGGCCAGGUCGUUGAGAAGAUGAUGGCCAGUGGUCUUGGUCUUCCCCAACCCGGGGUCUUGGCGGAGUAUCGUGCGUUUCCCGCCCACGGUCUCGUCCGGGCACCGAGCUACCUCUCCGAUGAAGAGGCGGCCACUCUUCCCAUCGCGGCGGUGACGGCUUGGAUGUCAAUCAACGGUAUGCGCCCUAAGGGUCAGAAUGGCGGCGAGGGGGAGUAUAUCCUUCUUCAAGGGACUGGCGGAGUAUCUGUUUCGGGUUUGCAGAUUGCCAAAGCUUCAGGAGCAAAGACAAUCAUCACCUCGUCGUCGGACGACAAGCUGAAGCAGGCUAAGGAGCUCGGCGCCGACUACACGAUCAACUACCGCAAGACUCCUAACUGGGAGGAAGAAGUAUUAAAGCUGACUGACAACCACGGAGCUGAUAUUAUUAUUGAGGUCGGUGGUGCGGGUACAUUGAAGAAGAGCUUUAACUGCAUUGCCUGGGGCGGCCUCAUCGACUGUGUGGGAUACCUGAGCGGGAAGGUUGACGCCCCCGAGGACCGAACGAAUGUGAAUCUCCUCGCUCUAUCUCGCAAUGUGACGCUAAAGGGUAUCAUCAACGGUCCCAAGGACCGGUUCGAGGAGAUGAUUGCUUUCUACGAGAAGCACAGCAUCAAGCCAGUAGUGAACAAGGUUUUCUCCUUCAAGGAUGCCCCAGAAGCCUUCAAGUACUUGGCGAAUGGACAGCACUUUGGGAAGAUUGUCAUCAAGAUUGCAUAG
Messenger RNA from Aspergillus nidulans FGSC A4, 1103 nucleotides. Its product is annotated as zinc-dependent alcohol dehydrogenase family protein. Gene Ontology annotation, molecular function: oxidoreductase activity. The transcript is spliced from 3 exons. Lineage: Eukaryota; Fungi; Ascomycota; Eurotiomycetes; Eurotiales; Aspergillaceae. The record is from RefSeq and is a predicted model, not a curated record. Bases 42 to 1103 code for a protein of 353 amino acids.